AGAAACGACACAUUCGCCCACUUUAUUCGCCCAGUGCAUUCGCCAUAUUAUAUUGCUAGACCAUCUUGAAAAUGGCGAGCCAAACUACUGGAAUUCAGCAGCUUUUGAUGGCCGAGAAGAGCGCGGCCGUAAAAGUUGGUGAAGCCAGAGUUCGAAAAACUAGGCGGUUGAAGCAAGCUAAAGAAGAAGCACAAGCAGAAGUAGAAGCCUACAGAAAAGAGCGGGAACACCAGUUUAGAGAGUAUGAAGCAAAGCACAUGGGCUCGAGGGACGACAUCGCAUUGAAAAUUGAGGAUACCACCAAGAUGCGCAUUGCAGAGAUGCAUCAGAAUGUAGCGCUGAAUAAGGAGAAGGUGCUGAAUAGAAUUCUAUCCCUCGUCUAUGACAUUAAGCCAGAGCUUCACAGGAACUUCAAAGCCUAAGGAUGGCAUCGGCACAGACGAAAGGUCGCGGGUCGAUUUUCCGAGUAACGGUGAUCGGUCGUUAAUUAUUGUGGAUUUACGUGAUGAAGUAUGCUAAUCACCCCAGUACUCGUCAUGUAAUGAAGUUAAGCGUUACAGUAUGAGAGUUGCUGUGACCAUAGACCAAUUGGACAACUUCUUCCAAGUAAACACAUCGCGUAUUGUAACUCUGAUAGAGGUGCAGUUGUAGAAGGUGUUGAUGUUAGUAGCAACCAAAUGUAGGUGACAGGGUUCAAAUUUGGCACUAAUUCACUAAUCCAUACUGAC
Molecule: messenger RNA, 728 nt
Organism: Priapulus caudatus
Lineage: Eukaryota; Metazoa; Priapulida; Priapulimorpha; Priapulimorphida; Priapulidae
Product: V-type proton ATPase subunit G-like
Exons: 3
Coding region: 72-422 (116 amino acids)
Biological process (GO): proton transmembrane transport
Cellular component (GO): vacuolar proton-transporting V-type ATPase complex
Molecular function (GO): proton-transporting ATPase activity, rotational mechanism
Source: RefSeq, a predicted model, not a curated record